AUGGCGAUUCCUGAGAAUUUCAAGAGCACAAUCACCAUCACCCACGUUACCACCGCAACUGCGAUUGUUGAUAUCGAUGGUGACAAGUUCAUCACUGAUCCCAUAUUCGACGAAGCUCCUCAGAGCCAUGACCGGUCACAAGUGGCUGGGUUAAAGCCGGGCGAAUUCUUUCUUACGCUACAAGAAGGUCCUGCCAUAUCAAUCAAGCAACUCCCCAUUAUCGACUGUGUCUUACUCAGUCACGAAGAUCACAUGGACAAUUUGGAUGAGACAGGCCGUCAACUUCUCAUGGGCCGGCGAGUCAUUACUACGCCUGACGGUGCAAAGAACUUAUCUGACCAUCCUGGCACAUGCGCUAUCGAGCCGUGGCAAACCUUGGAGUUCCAGCUUGGGGGUGACGAAUGGAGCAUUACUCAUGUCCCUGAUGGACAAGUCACUGACUUUCUCUUGCACAAAAAGUCCUUCGGUACCAGCCCAGAUGGAUGUCAAAAUGUGGUUUACUUCACUGGGGAUACUGUGUUCAUUGAGAGCGAUUUCAGGAAACUUCAAGAGAAAUACCACGUCGUGGUUUCACUCACGAACCUUGGCUAG
Molecule: messenger RNA, 591 nt
Organism: Fusarium odoratissimum NRRL 54006
Lineage: Eukaryota; Fungi; Ascomycota; Sordariomycetes; Hypocreales; Nectriaceae
Exons: 1
Coding region: 1-591 (196 amino acids)
Source: RefSeq, a predicted model, not a curated record